AUGCAUCGCAUCCGUGACUCCUUAUUGAGCCCCUCGCCAAAGGGCUUCCCCUACAUCGGCGAGUUAGACAGCAUUUCUCAUGAUCAACAGGAUGUGCGGCUAAGCCUCGCUCGGGGUGAAUUCGAAGAGGUCCGGGGAGCAGCCUUCUACAAUCGCACCGGGAUCGUCACCAACAGAUACUGCAACAGUGGAGACGGGGUAGAUUCCCUCGAGGGGUACACUCGUAAUAUUUGGUACUCGUACUUUCAGCUCAGCCUCCAUGCGUCGCCUGAGACUCCCGAGCACGAUCAUCUAGUCCUCGAUAUCCUCCGAAUCCAGGGAAUGGGGCCAUUGACUAGGCCCGUGAGGGGGCAUUUCGGGAUCGAUAUCGCACGAAUGACGGAAGGCACAGUGUGGAAUGACCUGCCGUUCUUGGUCACCGACAUGACUGACUUCUGGAUCAACAACUGUCGACCACUUUCGGGCACCCAGCGCCUGAACUUUGCCUCUUACCUCGCCAAGCUGGCAUCAACCCGCGUCUGCAAGGACAGAAUGUGCCAGGUCGCGCUUAUCAUUUUCCGCUGCACGUUCGAGGAGAGAAAAGAGCUUCGCACCAACGAAGACAAGGAUGAAAAAAAUCCACGACGGAGCAUGUGGUCACUCAACAUUAUGCACUUGUUGCCCGCAGCCCAUGCGUGGCUCAAGGAGGCAUCUCACAAUCUCAUGCAACUCUCGGAAGUUUCGUGGAAUGACUGCCCUAGCACAAUUGGUCAGGGUGGCCCUUGCUUCCUAGAUUCGGAGUUGGGAAAGCGAUCACCCACCGGAUUCAGACCGUGGAGAUGGAUUUACUGGCUCAAGCGACUCCACGAAAUUCGGGAGGCGGCAAAAGACGCUAGCCAGAAACAUCUGGAAGGGUUGGCCACCGAGGCCAUUGAAUUCAUGCCAAGCGGGGCACAAGCACUAAACUCUGAUAUUGUGAUGGUUUUCAAAACUGCCGGGCAUCUCAUUUAUGAAGAUAAACAUCUGUUACCUCUGAAAAAGCUUGCGGAAGGCGAAGAACCUUUCCCCCCGCACUUCAUAGAUGGCGACGAGAGCGAGGAAGGCGAGGAGACCAAAAAGACAGAGGAGAUCAACCAUGGCAACUAA
Molecule: messenger RNA, 1125 nt
Organism: Penicillium expansum
Lineage: Eukaryota; Fungi; Ascomycota; Eurotiomycetes; Eurotiales; Aspergillaceae
Product: DUF3632 domain-containing protein
Exons: 1
Coding region: 1-1125 (374 amino acids)
Source: RefSeq, a predicted model, not a curated record